This is a messenger RNA of Leptosomus discolor (cuckoo roller), 585 nucleotides long. The record is from RefSeq and is a predicted model, not a curated record. Lineage: Eukaryota; Metazoa; Chordata; Aves; Leptosomiformes; Leptosomidae.
GCAUUUUCAGUAAAUACUACUGCAAAGAAGGAGACGAAAGUGUUGAAAGUCAUGUCUCCUGUUGAUUGGUUGCUCUUCUUAAAACAUGCAAGAUCACCAACCUGGGAAUAUGCGAGUCUUCACCCAAGGCUGAAAUUGUCUGGUGAUCACCUUGUAGUAAAAUGUAAUUGAAGGAGGAUAUUAUACCCCUGUGGUCCCCAGAGAUCCAAUAAGUUAUGGCAAGUCCUAAGCAGAGAUGCAUUCCUCUCUGGGAGCCAUUGCUGGGAAGCUGACCUGCUUCAUGCUGGAGCAGAAUGGUGGAUUGGCGCAGCCUACUUACUGGUCUGGAACAGAGCAUCUUGGUGCCUUAAGAAGUUUGAUUUUGAAUACUGGUCAUUUCAGAAGGGGAAGAGAAUCCCCAUCCUGAUAGAAGAUUACCCUGAUCGCACUGGCACCUUUUUGGAUUAUGAAGCAGGAAUCCUUCCAUUCUCAAAUGUUAAUGACAGCAUGGCUUAUUUGCACACCUUCUGCUGCAACUUCACAGAACCAGUUUACCUAGCCUUCAGGCUCUGGGAAAGGUCUAUUGGAAUAUGCAAACUAACAUAA